AUGGCAGAGUCUAGUGUGUUACUACCUGUAGCUCAGGAUCAGUUUAGCUGUCCUAUUUGCCUGGAUCUACUGAAGGAUCCGGUGACUAUUCCCUGUGGACACAGUUUUUGUAUGGAGUGUAUCACGGGCUGCUGGGAUCAAGAGGAUCCAAAGGGAGUCUACAGCUGCCCUCAGUGCAGACAGACCUUCACUCCAAGACCAGUGCUGGGCAGAAACACAAUGUUGGCUGACGUGGUGGAGAAGCUGAAACUUGUGGGACUCCAGUCUAUUCCUGUCGCUGCCCACUGCUAUGCUGGACCUGGAGAUGUGGAGUGUGACGUGUGCACUGGGAGAAAACGUAAGGCUGUGAAGUCCUGUCUGAUGUGUCUGUCCUCUUACUGUGAGAUACACUUCAGGUCUCACAAUGAUCUCAAUCCAGGCAAGAAACAUAAAGUGAUUGAUACUGAUGGUAAACUUGAGGAUCUGAUAUGCUCUCAGCACGAUAAACUGCUAGAGGUCUUCUGUCGUACUGAUCAGACAUGCAUAUGUAUGCUGUGUGCCAUGGAUGAACACAAAGGGCAUGACACUGUGUCAAUCGCAGCAGAGAGAACUGAGAAACAGAAAGAGUCAGGGAAGACUCAGACAAAAAUCCAGGAGACCAUCAAAGAGAAAGAGAAUCACCUGCAAGAGUUACAACAGGCUGUGAAAGCUCUUCAGUGUUCUGCUGAUGCAGCGGUGGAGAACAGUGAGAGGAUCUUCACUGAGAUGAUCCGCUCCAUCAAGAAAAGACGUUCUGAGGUGACAAAGCUGAUCAGAGAUCAGGAGCAGGCCGAUGUGAGUCGUGCUGAAGAACGCAUGGAGACACUGGAGCAGGAGAUCUCUGAGCUGAAGAGGAGGGUUGCUGAACUGGAGCAGGUUUCACACAGUGAAAAUAACAUCCGUUUUCUCAAAAAAUUUCAGUUUUUGUCUACACCUAGUACAUCUGACAAGUCAUUUUCAGACACAGUGCAUGCAGGCCAGCUUUUUGAGAGAUUGACUGACCGCCUCACUAUUUUAAAGGAGAAACUGCAGGAUAUGCUUAAACAGAAACUCCAGGACAUGCCUAAAACUGCUGAACAAAUUAGCAUUUUCAUGCCUCCAGAGCCUGUGUCUAGAGAAGAUUUCUUAAAAUACAGCUGUCAGCUGACUUUGGACCCCAACACAGCCUUUAAUUCCCUGCGUCUGUCUGAGGAAAACCACGUUGUAAAAAACUGUGGGGUGAGUCAGCAAUAUCCUGAUCAUCCAGACAGAUUUGAUGGUAUAGAGCAGGUGUUGUGUAGGGAGGCUAUAUCUACCAGGUGCUACUGGGAGGUUGAGCAGUCUGGAAAUGUGUAUGUAGCUGUUUCAUACAAGGGGAUUAAAAGGAGAGGACGCAGGGAUGAUGUUAUUCUUGGACACAAUUCAAUCUCCUGGUCAUUGCAUGGUGAACUUACUAGAAGUGUAUUUUUUAAUAACAUAUUGCAAUUGCACUUUUUUAAGUUACACUUUGUACUAAGUACUGUCAAAAUGUGGGUUUUUCACCUGGGGGUGUAUGUGGAUCACAAGGUAGGAACUCUGUGCUUUUACAGUGUCUCUGAUACAAUGACUCUUUUGCACAAAGUUGAGACCACAUUCACUGAGCCGCUAUGUCCUGGCUUUUGGCUUAGUACAGGCAGUAAAGUCAAAUUGUGCCACCAGUGAGAACUGGGACAGAAUUACAUAUGGUAUAUGUCCAUACA
Engraulis encrasicolus (European anchovy) is the source of this 1736-nucleotide messenger RNA. Its product is annotated as tripartite motif-containing protein 16-like. NCBI's taxonomy places the organism in Eukaryota, Metazoa, Chordata, Actinopteri, Clupeiformes, Engraulidae. The transcript has 3 exons. The record is from RefSeq and is a predicted model, not a curated record. Bases 1 to 1698 code for a protein of 565 amino acids. Gene Ontology annotation, molecular function: protein binding; zinc ion binding.